This is a messenger RNA of Anisakis simplex (herring worm), 642 nucleotides long. The record is from the annotation of a GenBank genome assembly. Lineage: Eukaryota; Metazoa; Nematoda; Chromadorea; Rhabditida; Anisakidae.
GUUCUCUGCGACAAACAUGGCAAUGCUGUUUGGCUUAACGAACGUGAAUGCUCAAUUCAACGAAGAAACCAAAAGGUUAUUGAAGAGGCUCCCUCGUCAUUUGUUGAUCCAGAAAUGCGAAAGAGGAUGGGUGCUCAAGCAACUCAACUCGCUUUGGCUGUCGGUUACGAUUCGGCUGGUACCGUUGAAUUUUUGGUUGACUCAAAGAAGAACUUCUACUUCUUGGAAAUGAACACUCGACUUCAGGUAGAGCAUCCAAUCACUGAAGCGAUCACAGGACUUGAUAUCGUACAGCAAAUGCUUCGCGUUUCAUACGGUCAUCCGUUGAACUUCAAGCAAAGUGAUGUCGGAAUCCGUGGUUGGGCCUUUGAAUGCCGUGUUUACGCCGAGGAUCCAUACAAAGGAUUCGGUUUACCAUCCGUUGGACGACUCACCAAAUAUGAAGAACCACUGAAGAUCGAAGGUGUACGAUGUGAUUCUGGUAUCAGAGAAGGAUCUGAAAUUUCAAUCUACUACGAUCCUUUGAUUUGCAAGCUGGUCACUCACGGCAAAGAUCGUCAAAUUGCUCUCGAUCGCAUGCGUGACGCUCUUGAUAACUACGUUAUUCGCGGUGUAAGUUUGUGCCAUUAUUUGAGCGCGUAA